Messenger RNA from Synchiropus splendidus (mandarinfish), 1466 nucleotides. RefSeq names its product UBX domain protein 1 (gene ubxn1). The coding region runs from base 62 to 958 and encodes 298 amino acids. The record is from RefSeq and is a predicted model, not a curated record. Gene Ontology annotation, molecular function: protein binding. NCBI's taxonomy places the organism in Eukaryota, Metazoa, Chordata, Actinopteri, Syngnathiformes, Callionymidae. The transcript is spliced from 10 exons.
UAUGGUUUGAACCUUUUUACUUCCCGUAGCGUUGGUGCGUCACGGAGACUGAUGUGAGAAUAUGGCGGAGAUGACAACACUAGAGACCCUGCUGGAGAUGGGCUUCGGCAGGAACAGAGCGGAGAAGGCGGUGGCUCAUACAGGGAACCAGGGAAUAGAGCAAGCGAUGGACUGGAUCGCUGCACAUGAGGAGGACCCAGACAUUGAUGAACCUUACGAAGCACCGGUGGGGAAUGUGCUUGGGGGACAUGGGGACUCGCUGGCCGGCAGCUCGCCGCCGCCACAGGGUGCAGACGAGGCUACGCAAGGCAGCUCUGACAUCACCAACGAGUCGAAGAAGCCGAUGACAGAGGAGGAGAAGCAGGAGCAGGUGAAACGGCUUGAGGAGCUGAUGCGAGUGAAGCAGGCCGAAAGGAGAGAGCGAGAGCGAGCCGAGGAGCUGGACCGAGAGAAGAGCCGCAGGAAGCAGGGCCAGGAGCUGCAGCAGAUCAGACAAAAACUCCAGGAUGAUGAAAUGAAGAAGAUGGCUGAGUCGCGCAGGAGGGAGAAGAUGGAAGACAAAAUGGCCAGACAGCGGGUGAAAGAGAAGAUCGCAAGAGAUCGUGAGGAGCGUGCGCAAAAGUUUGGAGGCGGCGGAGCUUCAUGUGCCCAACCCACUCAACCCAGCCCCACCUCACCCAGCAGCCAGGGCCCCCCUCCCAGCAAGAAGGAGUACGAUGAGUCCAGAAUACAGGUUCGCCUUCUAGACGGCUCCACCAUCAAUGCUGUGUUCAAGGCCCAGGAGCCCCUGGCGGCGGUGCGAGUCUACGUGCAAGUGAACGGCAAUACACCUGAGGGUCAGGACUUCACCCUGCUGUCCCCGUACCCCCGACACGUCUACACUGAACUGGACAUGGAGAAGCCUCUCAAAGAGCUCGGUCUGGUACCUUCAGCUGUGCUGGUGGUUGCCAAAAAGUGACUCGAGGAGCAGCUUCUCUGUGAGUCUACCUCACUUCAACACCAGGAGCCCGCGUCAUUCAGGACCCAGCCAACCCCACUCGCACACAGACCCUGGUGACUGGAUGUUUUCUGAGUGGACCGGCUUGUGUGGGCGCAGAGAGCCGGACGUGGUGAGGGUCUCUGGCUGCUGCCUGAUGCUCCUCUGCUCCUGAAGACAAUAAUGUUUAACAGGCCUUACUUCCACAUUGAUCUUCCUAAAUCUGGGAUCUUCUACUACCAGUUUUUUAUAAGUUCAAAUAUGACAAUUAUUGAAAUAUUCGCCAAAUAAUCAAGUUCAAAUAAAGAACAUUGAGAAACACUCAGUUUAUUUUCACAUUCUGACACCGCAGCUGCUUCUCUCGCUCCAGCCGUUUUUAGUGGAUGCAAAUUCAUGAUUGGUUCACUGUAAAAAUGUCAUGCCUUUGCCUCCACUGUUUUGAUAAUGCUGGAGAAAAAUAAAUAGAAGUUUCAAAACCAAGGAAAAUCAA